Molecule: messenger RNA, 1809 nt
Organism: Parathielavia appendiculata
Lineage: Eukaryota; Fungi; Ascomycota; Sordariomycetes; Sordariales; Chaetomiaceae
Product: general substrate transporter
Exons: 7
Coding region: 65-1660 (531 amino acids)
Biological process (GO): transmembrane transport; carbohydrate transport
Cellular component (GO): membrane
Molecular function (GO): carbohydrate:proton symporter activity
Source: RefSeq, a predicted model, not a curated record
CAGGUAGUGUCCAUUGCGGGCGGUCUUCACUUUGCACCACCAUCAGAAGCCUACCCCUGCCACCAUGGCGGAUGAUGAAAAGGGAUCUUCGACGGUGUCCGAGACUCCGCCAGACGAGAAAUAUACCAUGAAGCAGCACUGGAAAUGCCUGGCAGCAUGCACCCUCAUGUCCCUCUGCCCCUUCCAAUACGGCCUCGACUUUGGCCUCAUUGGCGGGCUGCAGGCCAUGAUCGGGUUUCUCAGGGUCUUUGGCUACGAAGACAUUAACGUCCCCGGCGGAUGGAACCUCUCGACCGAGCGCCAGCAGCUGAUCUCGUCCCUCAUGACACUCGGUGCUUUCCUCAGCUCCGCCAUGGCUGGCCCCAUCGCCUGUGUCAUGUCCCGGAGGAUGACGGUGUGGACGGCCAGUCUGCUUUGCAUUGUUUCAAACGUGGUGAUGAUGGCCACAACCAACAUUGCGGGCUUGUAUGCAGGGCGGCUGCUUUUGGGCAUCGCCAACGGCAUGUUCAUGACCUUUUCUCAGCUCUACAUUCAGGAAUGCUCUCCCGCCCGGUACCGGGGCCUGAUGAUCUCGAGUUUCCAAGUCUGGACAUCGGUUGGCACGCUCGUCGGCACCGUCGUCGACAAUUUCACCGCCAAGAUUGACGGGAAGGACGCCUACCUCAUCCCACUCGGUCUCAUCUACAUCGUCCCGGUCUUCAUAUCCCUUGGCUUGCCGUUUGUGCCCGAGUCACCGCGAUGGCUGGCCCAGCACGGCAAGCUGAACCGGGCGCGCAAGGCACUCCGCUGGCUUCGUCCUGGUACCGAAUCCGAGAUUGAGCAGGAGGUCCGCGAUAUUCAGGCCGCGUUGGAGACGGAGAUGUCCCGCGAGAAGAGCGUUGCAGUGUGGGAUAUGUUCCGCAACGCGGUCGACCGCCGGCGGACUAUGCUGGCUACCUGCGCGCUGACGGUCCAGGGCGCGUCAGGGGCCAUGUACAUGAUUGCGUACGGCACGUACUUCUUCCAGAUGGCGGGCAUCGGUGACGCCUUCGAGAACGCGUGCAUCCUCAUCUCGGUCGGUGUCGUCGCCAUCCUCAUCAACAGCGCCCUCGUCACACACUUCGGCCGCCGUCGCGUCUUCCUUGUGUCGGGUCUCACCCUGUGCGGCAUUGCGCAGCUGCUUACCGCCGUCAUCUAUCACGUCAACCCGGGAGCCAAGUCCACCGGCCAAGCAAUUGUCGGCUUGUCCGUGGUCUACAUCCUCGGCUAUAACGGCAUGGUGGCAACAUACGCGUGGAUUUCGGGCGGCGAGCUGCCCUCGCAGCGCCUACGGUCCUACACCUUUGGCUUCGCCACGGCUAUUGGCUUCUUUGCCGCCUGGCUGACCACGUUCACGGCCCCGUACUUUAUCAACCCUGAGUCUCUCAACUGGGGGCCCAAGUACGGCUACAUAUGGACCCCGUCGUGUUUCAUCUCAGCCCUCUGGGUCUACUUCUUUUUACCCGAGGUCAAGGACAGGACGCUCGAGGAAAUCGAUGAGAUGUUUGAGGCCCGGCUUCCGGCAAGGAAGUUCCGCAAAUAUGUCUGUGUGGGUCACGCAGGCGGAGCUGCUGGUUUAGCCUGCGGUUCCGAUGAGAAGGAAUCGGCCGACGUUGUGCACGAGGAGGUUGCCCGCAUAUAAUGUGGCCGCCUAACCUUGGGAAACUGAAUAGUCGGUCCAGCUCAGGGGCAAUGACUCGAGAAAGGGAUGAUGACUGGAGCUAUCGAGAUCAAAUGUCACCACUAACACGAGCCAUAAGAUUAGAGGUAGUUAGUGAGCAAAGCAAGUGG